Messenger RNA from Magallana angulata, 728 nucleotides. Its product is annotated as small nuclear ribonucleoprotein E. NCBI's taxonomy places the organism in Eukaryota, Metazoa, Mollusca, Bivalvia, Ostreida, Ostreidae. Gene Ontology annotation, molecular function: RNA binding. The coding region runs from base 88 to 360 and encodes 90 amino acids. Gene Ontology annotation, biological process: mRNA splicing, via spliceosome; spliceosomal snRNP assembly. Gene Ontology annotation, cellular component: U1 snRNP; U5 snRNP; U2 snRNP. The transcript has 5 exons. The record is from RefSeq and is a predicted model, not a curated record.
UCUGAUCGGGAUCAAAGUACAGUGCAUGCAUUGUUUGUCCGCCAUUUUCACCGGUUCUUUUCAACGUGAUUUAUACGAUUAUUCACGAUGGCGUACAAAGGUGGACAGAAGGUGCAGAAGGUUAUGGUGCAGCCUAUUAAUCUGAUUUUCAGAUACUUGCAGAAUAGAUCUAGAAUAUCCGUUUGGUUAUAUGAGCAGACAAACCUGAGGAUAGAGGGAUGUAUAGUGGGUUUUGAUGAAUACAUGAAUCUUGUUUUGGAUGAGGCAGAAGAGGUUCACAUGAAAACAAAAAACAGGAAGACAUUAGGACGAAUUCUUCUAAAGGGAGACAACAUAACAUUAAUUCAACAAGUGCAGUGACAGUGACCAUUGUGAACUGUGAUAGAAGGCUGUGGGCAGCAAUCAGACUCGUUACUUUUGAUUCCAUGAUGCAAGGAAUCAAUCCAACAAACAUUCUGUAACUGUUGUGUUCCCGAUAUUUUGUUUUUUAUUAUUGUAGAACUGUUGGAUUUGUUGAAACCUUGUAUAGAAAAUACAUGUCAUGUAUAUACAUAUUCAUAAAAAAACUAUGUACAUGUAUAUCAGAUGAUUAAUGGAAAAAAUAUUGCACAGGCUUGAAGAGGAUCUCCACUUAAAUUCUGAAGUUUGUGUUUUCAUCAUUCAUUAUCAUGAUCCUAUUGUAAUACAAGAACAUACUUUCCUCUGAGACAUAAACUUUUUUAAAUAUU